This is a messenger RNA of Staurois parvus, 465 nucleotides long. NCBI's taxonomy places the organism in Eukaryota, Metazoa, Chordata, Amphibia, Anura, Ranidae. The record is from the annotation of a GenBank genome assembly.
GGGAGACCUGAUAUAGUGAAUGCAGGGUCCGGAGAGACCAGAUAUAAUGAUUGCAGGGUCUGGGGAGAUCAGAUAUAAUGAAUGGAGGGUCCGGGGAGACCAGAUAUAAUGAAUGCAGGGUCCGGGAAUUGACGGAUAUAGUGAAUGCAGGGUCCUGGGAGACCAGAUAUAGUGAAUGCAGGGUCCUGGGAGACCGGAUAUAGUGAAUGCAGGGUCCUGGGAGACCGGAUAUAGCGAAUGCAGGGCCCGGGAGACCGGAUAUAGUGAAUGCAGGGUCCAGGGAGACCAGAUAUAGUGAAUGCAGGGUCUGGGAGACCAGAUAUAGUGAAUGCAGGGUCCAGGGGGGACCAGAUAUAGUGAAUGCAGGGUCCGGGGAGACCAGAUAUAGUGAAUGCAGGGUCCGGGGAGACCAGAUAUAGUGAAUGCAGGGUCUGGGGGACCAGAUAUAGUGAAUGCAGGGUCCAG